Molecule: messenger RNA, 978 nt
Organism: Wyeomyia smithii (pitcher-plant mosquito)
Lineage: Eukaryota; Metazoa; Arthropoda; Insecta; Diptera; Culicidae
Exons: 2
Coding region: 183-881 (232 amino acids)
Source: RefSeq, a predicted model, not a curated record
ACCGAACCCGACAUCAAGGCCGACCGACAUCGCUAACUAAAGAACUACGGGGACCACAUGCACCCAAAGCGUUGCUAUUUUUCAACAUCCAUGCACAUUUCUAAUAACAUUAUUGUUAGCGAUCAAAGCACCCCAAAUCAAGUGCCUGUAUUUUCCUGUCAAUCGACGCAUGGAUAAAAGCGAUGGCCAACAAGAUCUCUCUAUUUCUAGCCGUGUUAUUUUUCACCGGGUUCAAAAUUCUAGUUUUCAUGGAACCACCAAAAGACGAAAUCUGCUGCUCUGUCAAACCGAAUCUUCGCAGCGUCCUGUUUCUGGGGUCGGUCGCGAUGUACCUAAGUAGGACGAAAAUCUUCCCGGUACGUUACCGCCAGGUUCCACUCGCGGCCCAAGCUGUUGCAGAGUUUUUCGUUUUUCUGUUGACCAUUGAAAUAGCGAUGAUUGCGGUGUGGUGUCGCAUCGAAACAUUCCUGUUUCGGCUGAUGGAGUGCGUGGCAUCCAGUGAAAAGGCUAUGCUAUACCGUGACAUGGGCGGCGAUCGAUUGGUACAAUUUAUUGUGACGCUUUGCAGUUUGAUAACGUUCGCCUUCACCGCGAUCGGAACGGGAUAUGUGAGCAUGGGCUCGCGGGUGUAUGAUCGAACCGUGGAAAAAGUCGAACGACUAUUUGCCCGAGUACGACCCCAGUCAGCUGCGGUACCGAUUUGUCCGGUACAUCUGUGCCAGUCCACGGUACUGGAGACCGACGAAGAGCAACGUAUUCCUCGGCGAUCCCCAAGAUCUCCCCAACGUCGGGAAAGUUUUCAAAUGGAUAGUAGUUUCCUGAACAGCCGGCGUUCGAGAAGGUCAUCUUCCAGAAGGCGGCGAUUAAACAGCAGUAGAUGAAAAUGUAUUUUUUAUGUUUUUAUAUUUUAGAUAUUUGAUACAUAGUUUAGAAGUUUUUUUAGUGAAUCUAACAUGUGAAAUUUCAAAAUAAACAACU